This is a messenger RNA of Uranotaenia lowii, 680 nucleotides long. RefSeq lists its product as uncharacterized. The coding region runs from base 1 to 669 and encodes 222 amino acids. The record is from RefSeq and is a predicted model, not a curated record. The transcript has 4 exons. Lineage: Eukaryota; Metazoa; Arthropoda; Insecta; Diptera; Culicidae.
AUGGAGGCGAAGGAUGAAACACGAGCUUGCGUGUCUCUACGGCGAACCCAGUAUCCAGAAGGUGGUGAAGGCUGGCCGGACACGCUAGACAGGACAUGUUGCGAGAAUGCCGGACGACUGUCCGUUAGGAACGGUCCGCUACGAAUCCUAGGGAGUUGUGCCACAAUUGCGCGAGACGGCUGUGAGCCGUCUCUAAGCCGUACUCCAAGGGUUAAGGAACAUAAACAUCUAGAUCUCACAGAAACUACAUCUUCUAAUCUAAACUAUUUUCGAUCAUCCUGUUUCUGUUACUUUCCAAAGUGUCAAGCGGAAUGUGCGCUGAACAUCACCCGGAUCCUGGUGAACAAUACCUUUUCCAAGGAGCGGGCCAUCCAGGUACUAACAGCACGAGCUCCACCGGGUUCGCAAUGGCGGCUGCUGAUCACAACUGCUGUCACCAGAUGUGCCAGUUUUGUUUACGAGCCAAUGUGUGACUAUAGAGAUCAAAUUGCUGAAAGAAAAGUUUCACAAAUCUGUCUACCGUGUGCGAGCCGUUUUCUGGAUUGCGUUCUGAUGAUUUCUGUUCGGGAUUGUCCAGAGGCCAAUUGGAACUCGCUGGAGCAUUGUAGUACGCUGCCGGCAACUUUGUGCGAGUGUCCGUAUAUAUUUGUGCAGUCCAAAGUGUACUGAAAUUUUUAGAA